GCCCUCUCGUGCCCAAUCAAUGGAGUGCGCACCUGUCAGUGCUUCGGAUUCAGGCCGGCGUCUUUGUUCCAACUUCGCUUAAGUAAUCUUUUAUUCUUCGAUAAAUCCAAAUGAUGGCACCACAGAAAAGGUCUGCUGAAGAAGCAGAAUCCCUGUUGGUUGGUGUAAAGUGUAUUAUUUGUGAUAUUGAAGGAACAACAACCCCAAUAUCAUUCGUGGAGGACACACUCUUUCCUUAUGUCAAAAGCAACAUAGAAACAUUUUUGAAUAAAAACUUCGAAAAUGCUGACUUACAGAAAGCUGUAGCUGCAUUAAGAGAUCAGGCUGCAAAAGAAAAAGAAGAUAAUGUAGAUGGUGUUGUUGAAAUUCCUAGUGGUGAUGCUAGCAAAGAAGAAGUAGUUAAAGCCGUAUCAGAAAAUGUUAGGUGGCAGAUGGAUAAUAACAGAAAAACAACCGAACUCAAAGCACUACAGGGAAUGAUAUGGAAAGAAGGCUAUGAAUCCACAGAACUUAGAGGAGAGUUGUUUGAAGAUGUCGGUCCAAUGCUGAAGAUGUUAGCCGAAGAAGGGUUUCAGUUGUAUGUCUUUUCCUCUGGCAGUGUUGAGGCACAAAAGCUUUUGUUUACAAAUUCCGCACAAGGAGAUCUUUCAGAUGUCUUUUCCGGAUAUUUUGAUACAACAACAGGGAGCAAAACAGAUAGUGCAAGUUACAAGAAGAUUGCUACAGAAAUCCAUAGUGAUCCUAAAGACAUCUUGUUUCUCACAGAUCUUCCUGAAGAGGCAGAGGCAGCUGUUGCAGCAGGUUUGCGCAGUGCGCUGGUUAUAAGGCCAGGUAAUGCAGAAUUAACAGAUGAGCAUUUACAGAACUUUGCCUGUAUUGAGAGGUUUGAUGAGUUAUAUGGAGAUGAAGAUGAUGAUGACGACAUCAAGAGGUUUGCUGGUGACAAUGGAGAGGCAGACGAUGAUGAAGAUGAUGAUGAUGAUGAGGAUGAUGAAGAGGUUGAAGGGGAAGACGAUGAUGGCGAAGAUGCUUGAAAAAGUUCAUGUUUGAUUUAUCAUUGGCAUGUAAGUAGUCAGUUGUUGAAAAGUCAGCAAGUGAGAGGUGAAUGUAAGUGGCAUAAAAACAAAAUUUCCCCACUCCCCCUCUUUUUUCUUCUUCUGAAAAAUUCCUUUUCUAUCAUUUUUAGGCAAUAUAGUUAGCUUUAUCAGAACAUUUGAUUGAAGUAAGUAAAGCUGGAUAACAAGUCUACGCUGUAAAACCUCUUAAUCAAUUAUUUCUGCAAGUUAACAUUUCUUUUUAAAUCCCUCAUGCAAUUUAUAGGGUUUAAGCAUUUUUUUCCUAGUUAGUUUGAAAGAGAUUUUUUUUUCCUUUAUAAGUGUUGUGUAUUUUAUUGUACGACCUAUUCUAUAACAGCGAGUUUAAAAGGAAGUGCGCUAAUUUAAAUAGUAAAUUUGACUAGGGAACUAGCAGUUUGAAAUAUGAUGUACAUAUUUUGAAUUAAAGACAGAUGAAAUUCAGUGGAAUUAUAGUUAUGGUUCUUGCAGAAACUUGAAAUUGUAAAUUUGCAAUCGUUAUGUGUACAUCAGUUUUGUGCAAUUAUAUUUGAUAUGUGGUGCUUUAUGUUUGAAGAUAGUUCAUAACUGAUUGGCAGCUCCUCUUAUUUCUAUAUUCUGAUGAUAAAAUUUUUAUCCAGUUUUUACUUUUUGUAACUUACUAAUCAUUCAUCUCAGCAUUUUUUUAUAAGAAAAAACAUGCUGCCAAAGUAGGUGUGUGUGUGUGUGUGUUUUUAUUUUUUUAUUUCUUGUUUGAAAUCUAGUUAUGUAAAUAAAAUGAGUAGUGGUGUAGAAAACACUGUCUUAAUGUCUUUUUAAACUUUUUUUUUUAAAUACACAAUUUAUGUGUGAAAUAUGUUGUCAUAUCAGAUGAAAUACAAUAUUUCAUGAAAUGAAUAGGUUAUUAAUAAGGCAGUAAAUUUUAGUUUUUAAAACAAUCUAGAAAUUUUUUUUGUUUACAAGUCUCAUGUAUACAUUAUUUGAAUCACCUUGUCUCAAAAAUAUGCAUUUUGUGUAUGCUUGAAUGGAAUGCUGGAGUCAGGUUUAUUGUGCACCGAUGGCCAACUUCAAAUCAUUCAAUUUACUUUUACUUUUCCUGUAAUCAAAAUUGUUUUUAUGAUUGUUUAGCAAAACAUUUUAAUGUACAAAUGUUUUAUCACCACACUGACUUUUUAAAAAGUUGAUUUUUACAAAAAAAAAAAGACUUUUUUUAAAAUGACCACCAUUUGAAUUUUGUUUUUUUAAAACUAUCUCAAUUCUUUUAUAUAUACAUGUUGUGUUCAUUAAGAUAUUAACAGUAUCUUUCAUACAAGUAAUGUUUAUUUUUCCAAUGCUGGUUAAUGCUAGAGAAUAAACUUUUGUUUUAGAAUAACACUAGACUUUCUCCUAUGCAUCCUUGUUUUAAAGGACAUGGAUCUCCUCUGCUUACUGUAUCCUAAAGAAACUGGUUUCUUUAGGCAGCAAGUCCUUGAUCUUAGUUUUUACCCCAUAGGAUAUUGUUUCAGUCAGUGUAGUUUGUUGUAAACUGAGUAUGCAUAGGGACAGGGGUUGGAUCCUGAUCCCUCCAAAUUAUCACACAAUUUGUCAUGUUGGUAUCACAUGUUAAAGGAGGUUAAAGCUCUUUGUUUUUGUAAACGUUAUUUCCUUCUGUUGUAAUGACAUGAACAAAUUAUGUAGUUUCAUACAAAA
Messenger RNA from Physella acuta, 2741 nucleotides. RefSeq names its product enolase-phosphatase E1. The record is from RefSeq and is a predicted model, not a curated record. Lineage: Eukaryota; Metazoa; Mollusca; Gastropoda; Physidae. Gene Ontology annotation, molecular function: acireductone synthase activity; magnesium ion binding.